AUGCCUCCCAACAAACCCUCCUCCGACCUCCCCUCCCUCAUCGACCUCACCACCUCCACCUCCACCCUCCUCACCCACUUCCACGCCUCCCUCGCUCCCCCUCCCACCGUCACCUCCUCCUCCUCCCCCCACCCAGCCACAACAACUUCGACGACAACCCCAGUCACCCCCAGCACACCCACCCCCCUCGCCCUCCUCGCCGACACCGCCGCCCUCCUCAAAGCCCACACCACCAAGCUCUCCCUCCUCCUCCUCAACGACCCCUUCACCCCCUCCGCCAUCGCCUCCGUCCUCCGCGAUAUGGCCGACCGCGUCGUGCCCGCCAUGAUGGCCGGGGCCGAGGCUGUCUCUGGCCAGCAACAGCAGUCGUCGUUUUUGUUCCCGGCGGUGGUGGUGAGGGAGGUGCGGGCUAGGGUGCGGAGGAUCGUGGGGGCGGUGGCGGAGGAGGUGGGGGAGGUGAGGGGGAGGGCUGUGGCGGAGGCCGAGGCCAAGGCCAAGGCGGAGGGGGGGAAGGGGAAGAAGGGGAAGGUGGAGGGGAAUGGAGGGAGGGGCGCGUUGAGUAGUACGGGGUUGGUGUGGGAGGCGUGCGAUGCGUUGGUUGAGGUGAAGGAGAAGGGGGUGGUGGGGGUGGUGGUGGGGCAGGUGGAGGGGUGGAGGGGGAUGGUGGUGGAUGCGGUGGAGGAGUUGAAGGAGUGGGGGGAGGAGGGGGAGGACGAAGACGAUGAUGAGGAGGAUGGUCUGGAUGGGAGUGGGGAUGAGGACGAGGACGACAUCUUUGGCGGGGGCGGCGGUGGGGAUAAGCUGGGCAAGGGCAACGAGGAGCUGCGGGCGCAGCUGGACGCCACGCUCAAGAAGGUCAAGACCAUCACCGUGCUGUACCAGGCGCUGGUCAAGCGCAGGCUGAAGACGUAUCCCGCCGGCGGCAGCGAUGCGAGCGCCGUGGAGACGCUGGACCGGCUGCUGGACAUCCUGCAGCGCAUCCCGGACUCGGUCGACGACAUGGCGAGCGCGUACUACGACCUCGACGGCGAAGAGGCGAAGAAGGCCUUCGCCAAGAUCAGCGCCGACGCGGUCCGCGCCUCCGACUUGGUCAAGCAGAGCUGGGACGGCAAGGACGACGAAUUCACGACCUGGGCGGGCAGAUUUCAGGACGCCAUCAAAGCAUGA
Diplodia corticola is the source of this 1167-nucleotide messenger RNA. RefSeq lists its product as uncharacterized. The transcript has a single exon. The record is from RefSeq and is a predicted model, not a curated record. Lineage: Eukaryota; Fungi; Ascomycota; Dothideomycetes; Botryosphaeriales; Botryosphaeriaceae. Bases 1 to 1167 code for a protein of 388 amino acids. Gene Ontology annotation, cellular component: nucleus. Gene Ontology annotation, biological process: regulation of cell cycle.